Molecule: messenger RNA, 1116 nt
Organism: Aspergillus oryzae RIB40
Lineage: Eukaryota; Fungi; Ascomycota; Eurotiomycetes; Eurotiales; Aspergillaceae
Exons: 4
Coding region: 1-1116 (371 amino acids)
Biological process (GO): proteolysis
Molecular function (GO): aspartic-type endopeptidase activity
Source: RefSeq, a predicted model, not a curated record
AUGGCAGAGCUAAGCCUUCGACGGCUUUGCAUUUUCGCUCUGGGUUUGUUCAGUCUCGUGGCCGCUCAACCAAAGGUUGUCACCUUUGCGCUUUCACGAAGCGAACGACACGUACUGGAAAAAAGAAAGUACGCAGGUGCAUUGCUGGGAAAUGAUAUAUUAGACGGAAAAGCGCUCUACUGGGUGAAUGCAAGCGUCGGAACACCCCCUCAACCAGUCCAACUGCAAGUGGAUACAGGUGGCAGUGAUCACCAGAGUACUGACCAGGAUAAUUUCUUCCUAGAUGAUCCUACGCUGUCGUCCACGUCUAAAAUUCUCGAUAAAGGCGGGUUUACCAUUCAGUACGUCACGCCAGGCUCGGGUGUCAAAGGUGAUUACGUUGGUGACAACUUUGGCUUCGGGUCCGUUACUGUCCAGGGCCUUACUAUGGGUGUCGCCCGGCAAGCACAAUACGUUAUUAAGGGUAUCAUGGGGAUCGGAUUCGCUGCGGGCGAGUCGAUCGUCAGUCAGGGCCAAAGGCCUCAUAAGAACAUUAUUGAUAUGCUGGUCGAACAAGAAUUAAUUAACACCCGGGCGUACAGUCUCUGGUUAAACGAUAAACUAUCUAACGGCAACGAUGCAUGUGUUUUCGGUGUUGUACCAAUCACGGACGAUUCCCCCAUUCUCUUCGGUGACACCUUCCUGCGCUCAGCAUAUGUCGUAUAUGAUUUGGACCAGCAACAAAUUGCCAUUGCCCCUACGUGGUUCAAUAGUGAGGACACCAACAUCGUUGAGAUCAGCGGUAAGACAGGUUCUUCGUCACCUAACUGGAAGACAGCGGGAAGCAAUGCUGCAAAGGUCACCCAGACGGCGACUGGGUUGCAGGCACCCGGAGGUCUGUCGCCAGCGACGGCACCAACCGGAUGGGUUUUCUCUCAGACAGCCACUCCGUUUCAUCUGCCCGGGAAAGGUGGCUCAGUGACUGGCGAUCAGGCUUCGUCUUCUCCAUCCAAAGGGGCUGCAUCGUCUUCAGUCGGGAUUGCUGUUCCUGGGGCCUUGGCGAGUAUUACAGUCGCGUCAUUAUGUGUUGAAUGGAAAGACAUCCCAUUCGACUACUCGAAACAUCCAGACAUCUAA